Messenger RNA from Pomacea canaliculata, 1931 nucleotides. RefSeq lists its product as uncharacterized. Gene Ontology annotation, molecular function: protein binding. The record is from RefSeq and is a predicted model, not a curated record. Lineage: Eukaryota; Metazoa; Mollusca; Gastropoda; Architaenioglossa; Ampullariidae. The transcript has 11 exons. Bases 238 to 1557 code for a protein of 439 amino acids.
GCCAGUGAUCCCAUGUAGCGUUCUUUUAUAUUAACAACCAACGGCAGUUCACAAUAAUAUCCAGUUCAGUUUCAUGUUAACACCAAAUGAUGUAUACCAUCAUUGUGGUAUAGUAAUUAGAGUAUACAGGUCGUAACAAUCGUGUCUAACAAUCUAAGUUGUCACGUGUUCAGAGUCAGCAAGGUGAGCACAUUUUCCAACCAGACAAGCUCGUGCGAGAAAACCCUCGCCUAGACGAUGGAGAUGGCUGAGGAAAAGGACACCGACGAGCAGGUGAGGGAGCUGGCGCGGUUGCUACAGGCCGGCGACUUCUCACAGGUGGCGCUACAGGCCGUGAUGGACUGCCGCCAGCAGCAGGAGGAUGAUACAAAGAAUGCUGGGAGGAUGCAAACCGUGCUUUAUAUGCUCACCCACUACUGCCCGCAGACGCAGGAGGUCACGGGGUCAUUGCGGCAGAACGUUGAGUCACUGCUUCUGUCCCCCACCACCCGACUGAGUCACGUGGUGACGGACGACCCGGCCAGGUUACGUGUGGUGACGUUCCUUGGAAACGUACUGGAGCAUGCGCAGACCAAGCUGUUGAUGAAGUCGCAGCAGACGGUGGUGGGUUACGUCGCCGGCGACUGGCCUCGUCUGGAGCGGGUGCUGCGGCAGGCCAUCCAUUGCACGAGAGACACGUACCCGGCUUUUCUCCAGGUGGCGCUGGCAGCGGACAGACUACUCGUCAGGUGUUUCCCCAAAGAAGCGAAGAAGUUUUUGGAGGACAUGGCUCACGCUGCCGAGAUGUUCGGGACGUCACGUGACCAUGCUGUGCUGUGGGGCUUGACGGGAAAUGCUAUGACCCAAUAUGAAGGCACAGACUGGGACGAGGCUCUUGGCCGAGUGAGAGAUUCCGUCAGCAAACUGUCAGAAGCAGAGCCUUGUGUACAUUACGCGCGCAUGCUGUUUGACCUCGGUGUUAUUCACCUCCGCCUGGGUCAACAUGAUGAAGCUUAUAGGUACUUCAAGAUGGCGAGAGGCCUUUCUCCAGACGCUGCUCAUGAAUCACAGGUGGUGUACUUCCCCAUCAGACUUCGCUGCUACCUGUCAUUGCCAUUAAUCUUUAAAGGUAAACUGACAGAGGCAAAGAAUUUGGUGGAAGAAGCUCUGGAGCUAUGUUCCCAGCUCACGACCUAUCAUCCAGACAGAACAACACUAAUUAAUAACCUUGGUCUCAUCUACGAACGCAGCAGUGACAAUCAGGACCUGGCGCUGCAUUUUUACCGACAAUCUCUGCAGGAGAGGAGAGGCCUCCUCAGCGUACCACCUUCAGACCUCGUUCCUUUGAUUAUCAACGUGGGCAUGCAGUACAGCAGGAGAGGAAAAUAUGUCGAUGCAGAGGUCCACCUUCAAGAUGCAUUGGAGAUUCGGAAACAGUGUGGAUGGCUGCACUACGACACAGCUUUAACCCUAAAGAACCUCGCACGAGUCUGCAUCUUGAGACAAGACUUCCAGAAGUGCGGCGGACUAUCUGCUGAAGUCCAGGAGCAUCCUAGCAAAGUGCACUCCUCAGCAUGAACAGCGCGGUCACGUGUCACUGUUCUUGGCCCAUGUGUACGUCACACCGCCCCUCUAUGACGCCGGCCAGGUGAGUCGCUACCUGCAGGAGGUCCUGGAGGUGCUUGAUGUCAGGCAGCAGAGCCGCAGCUCGUCAGGCACGUUGAUGGUGUUGUCAUGUGCGGAGCAUUGCAUGCAGCUGGGCGGCUGGCGUUGGAGCGAGGUGGACCCCUACCUGAAGGUGGUUGAACAGCUGCUGAAGCAGUUUGAAGGCGACCUGUCUCCACAGCUCAAGGAGCACCAAGUCAUUUUUGAAAAAGUCAAGAAACUAGAAGGACAAGGGGACACCAUCAAAGCCGAGCAGCUGGAGGAACUGACGUCACACGUGGUGUCCG